Molecule: messenger RNA, 1560 nt
Organism: Impatiens glandulifera
Lineage: Eukaryota; Viridiplantae; Streptophyta; Magnoliopsida; Ericales; Balsaminaceae
Product: probable serine/threonine-protein kinase At1g54610
Exons: 4
Coding region: 304-1512 (402 amino acids)
Biological process (GO): positive regulation of transcription elongation by RNA polymerase II; protein phosphorylation
Cellular component (GO): cyclin-dependent protein kinase holoenzyme complex; nucleus
Molecular function (GO): RNA polymerase II CTD heptapeptide repeat kinase activity; ATP binding; cyclin-dependent protein serine/threonine kinase activity
Source: RefSeq, a predicted model, not a curated record
UGAGGGCGUUACGUGGCGUGCGUAAAAGUAGAUCGCGUGGCGGCGGACUUCUCACACUAAAAAGCCUUUCUUUCUUUCUUUCUGCCGUUAUAUCCAUGUCUUCUUCUCCUCUAGGGUUUCUCAACUGCCUGCUGCAGCUACCAUUAUCAUUUUAAAAUCUAUGAAGAAGAACCGACCCAACUCACCACACUGAUUUUGGGUCUCAAAAGGUUCUUUAUUUUGGACGUUUUGAUUCAUUGCAAUGGAAUCAGAGGACGGAGAACCUCCUAUGAAAAUCAAGACUAUUUUCACCGUUCCUGUAUUAUGUUGAAGACUAUAUACGAGGGUUUGUGUCGUUUAACGUAUAUAAUGGGUGGUAUUUGUUGUAAUCCCUCAUCCAUCGAAGAUAUUCGAGACAGUCCAACAGAGAGAUUCUCCUUGCUUGAUUAUAAACAAUCAAAUGGCUUAAUUCGGUACUUCCAAGGAGUAUAUUCAAUCGAAGGUGAGCAAAUUGCAGCAGGAUGGCCACCAUGGCUAACAAAUGUCGCCGGCGAAGCCAUCCGUGGUUGGGUUCCUCGACGAGCUGAUUCUUUUGACAAGUUAGAUAAGAUAGGAAAUGGGACAUACAGUAAUGUUUAUCGUGCCCGUGAUCUAAACCAAGCUGGAAAGAUAGUAGCAUUGAAGAAAGUAAGAUUCAAUAACCUCGACCCAGAAAGCGUUCGUUUCAUGGCAAGAGAAAUCCAAACUCUACGUAGACUUAAUCAUCCAAAUAUCAUAAAACUUGAAGGUUUAGUCACUUCAAGAAUGUCUUGUAGCCUCUACCUUGUAUUUGAAUACAUGGAACACGACCUAGCCGGUCUGGCUUCUCACAAAUUCACAGAACCGCAGAUUAAAUGCUACUUUCAACAACUGUUACGUGGGCUGGAUCAUUGUCACAGUCGCGGUGUGUUGCACCGCGACAUAAAAGGUUCCAACAUUUUAAUCGAUAACAAUGGGAUUCUGAAGAUUGCAGACUUUGGUUUGGCGAGUUUUUAUGAUCCUCAGAAAUGUGUUCCUUUGACUAGCAGAGUUGUAACUCUUUGGUAUCGACCGCCUGAGCUUCUACUAGGGGCUACUUACUACGGUCCUGCUGUGGAUUUGUGGAGUUGCGGUUGUAUCUUAGCUGAAUUAUAUUCAGGGAAACCUAUCAUGCCAGGGAGAACAGAGGUUGAACAAUUGCAUAAAAUCUUUAAGCUUUGUGGGUCGCCUUCUGAAGAGUAUUGGAGAAAAGCGAAGUUGCCUCACGCCACCAUUUUCAAGACAAUGAAUCCUUAUAAACGUCUUGUUGGAGAAAUGUUCAUGGAUUUACCUGAACCAGCUUUGGUGCUAAUGGAGACGCUACUUUCCAUUGAUCCAGAAGAUCGCGGUUCUGCAGCUUCUGCAUUAAAAAGUCAGUUCUUUGUAACAAAACCAUUGCCUUGUGAUCCUUGGAGCUUGCCUAAGUAUCCUCCUAGUAAGGAGUUGGAUGCCAAAGAAGAUAAUUUUGUAUUAUAAAUGUGUAAAUGAAUUUGAGUUUAAUUAGAUCACAAAUCAAUUAGAUCG